AUGGAGACCUCUCGUCAUCCAACAAAACGGCUUCGCGGAUUACGGCCUAGCACGGCACGACAACUCUACACGGCGACGGUAACUCCAGUAGUGGACUAUGCAUCACCGGUGUGGUCCAUCAACGCAUCGACCAAAACGGUGCGGGCGGCGGAACAAAUUCAGCGCAUAGCAGCAAUCUCCAUCAUUGCCGGCUUUCGAACCAUUGCGUUCCCAAUCGCAGAAGCCGAGGCAUCGCUGAAAUCAGUGGUAGAUCGAUGGACGGACCAACUACGGCGGUUCUGGGUGGACCUACAUACCCUCCCGUCGUCACAUCCAUUCUGGAAGAUCAAAGUCAGCCGCGCUUCGUAUCGCCACUACGACGAAUAG
This is a messenger RNA of Rhinocladiella mackenziei CBS 650.93, 366 nucleotides long. RefSeq lists its product as uncharacterized. The transcript has a single exon. Lineage: Eukaryota; Fungi; Ascomycota; Eurotiomycetes; Chaetothyriales; Herpotrichiellaceae. The coding region runs from base 1 to 366 and encodes 121 amino acids. The record is from RefSeq and is a predicted model, not a curated record.